ACUGGUUUUCAGUUCGCAAUAUUGGAACUUGCAUGGGAGGAAUUCCGAUCGGCAAGACAAAAACACGUCAGGAAAUCUUGACCAGACCUUUGCAAUUAGGGUGCCGGCUCUUUCUCCCUGGCUGUCCUUUGCUUAGACAAGUGGAGCAGGCAGCAGCAAUCAAGGGGUGGAAACGGUCAAAUUUGGCAUCGUUCACGGGAUGAAGCGGCCCCUGAGCCCACCCCACUCCCCAGGGAGGAGCAGCAUCUUUGGGACCCUCACAGAGAACUCUGGUAUAGGGUGCGCACCAGAGCAGCGCACAAAAAGGGAGAAGAAGCACCCGUCGUUCACGCUCUGUGAGGUGUGCAAUAUCCAGCUCAAUUCAGCAGUACAGGCCCAGAUCCACUACAAUGGCAAGUCUCACCAGAAGCGCCUCAAGCAGCUCAGCAAAGGCAAAGCGCUGCCACGCCAAGGUCCAGCCAGCCACAAUAGCUCCCUCUUGACAUCACUCCCCAUCCCAGGACGGUCCCUGCAUUCGCCGCUGGACAUCAAGCAUUUCUUGACCUUCCGCUUCAAUGGAGCCCCCCAGCUCAACCUCUUCCCCAACUUCAACACGAUGGAUCCAGUACAGAAAGCAGUGAUCAACCACACUUUUGGUGUCCCCAACCUACUCAAGAAAAAGCAGUUCAUCUCUUGUAAUAUUUGCCACCUCAGAUUCAACUCUGCGAAUCAAGCUGAGGCGCAUUACAGAGGCCACAAGCAUGCCCGGAGACUCAAAGCCAUUGAAGCAGUGAAAAACAAGCAGAAGAGUGUCGAUGGCAGCGGCAGCCAAGAAAAAACAGCUGCUGACUUUGACACCGCACUAGACCUCAGCGGAGACACCGGCCACAGCAAUGCAGCACAAUCCAACGGCCUGCUGGGAUUGAAUCAGCCGGCAGCAGAGCCCUGCAGCCUCAUCCUGAUGUCCCCUGUUGAGGAGUCACCUGCCGAGCUGGCUGGCGGAAUCCUGUCCCUUGUCUCCCCACCUGUUUCGGAGCCGUCGGAAGGAGCUCCAGACACUGCAAGUGUGUCGUCGUCGUCCGCAGCGCCUGGAGCGGAGACUCCAGCCACUGAACAGGGCAGAAGCGCCAGCUCAGCGCCAGACAUGGAGAAAGAGGGGAAGAAGAGCAAGCAGCACCUAUACUGUCCCACUUGCAAGGUGACAGUUAACUCCGCCUCUCAGCUCGAGGCUCACAAUUCGGGAGCAAAGCACAAGUCAAUGCUGGAAGGCCAGGCCGUUCUGCCAAGGCGAGGCAGGGGGAAGAUCCUCUCCCGAGUAGGGCACAAGCCCAAGCGGAUUGGUAGCAAAGGCAGCCUCAGCAUCCAAAACAAAGCCUUCCAAUGCCAGGUGUGCGAGAUCUUUGUCAACUCAGAAACCCAGCUCAAUCAGCACAUGAACAGCAGGCGGCACAAGGACAGACUGGCAGGAAAGCCAGCAAAGCCCAAAUACAGCCCAUACAGCAAGCUGCAGAAGAAUACGGCCCUGGCAGUGAGUAUUCUGAAGUCCAAACUGGCUUUGCAGAAGCACCUUACGAAGACCUUGGCUGCACGGUUCCUGCCGGGCCCCCUCACCCCAGCCACCAUGUGUGCUCUCCCCAGCCCGCUAACGCUCCGACCAGCUGCUGCUACCCUCUUCCAAGCUCCCAUCUUCGGACCAGCGCUUUUCCGAACCCCCCCAGGCCCUGUGCGAGCGGCUACAGGCCCUAUCGUCUUUGCCCCCUACUAGAGAACUUUGGCACGGUUUUUUGGUUCAUUUAGUUAACCAAUGUGGGGAAGAUCAGGGGAAAAGCAGUACAGGGAAGGAGGGUGUCUUAAUCAGGCUGUACUCUGAGCAGAGGCAAAUCAGAAACCUUCCACUGCUUUAAGCGCCAAUCUUUUCGUCUCCGUUUCUGCCUAUGUCAUUGUUUCAAUUACACAUUGGGGGGAGAGAGUAUUCCCCUCCGUCCGUUUGCAUUGUCCUCCCUCUUAGUUUCAGCCAGGCCUGCAAUGCACCAGGUUUUCAGGCAUUGGUUGAUCUAACUAUGAGCACAACCCACCUUAUCCAGGUGGACAGGUGGAGCUUGCCAAGAACAUUUGGUUAAUUAGAAAUCUGAACAUCUGGAGGUGCCAUUUUACACAGGGUUGCUGCGAUCCAGGAGCCAUGUGAGAUUCAGUGUCUGGGGUUUGCUGGGUGGUGAAUAACCGAGGUCCAAAGAGGAUGUGAUGUGGGAUUGGAGCUACUCACCUUUUCAAUAAGCAAAUGUGAGGGGA
Molecule: messenger RNA, 2268 nt
Organism: Lacerta agilis (Sand lizard)
Lineage: Eukaryota; Metazoa; Chordata; Lepidosauria; Squamata; Lacertidae
Gene: ZNF385C
Product: zinc finger protein 385C
Exons: 9
Coding region: 200-1744 (514 amino acids)
Cellular component (GO): nucleus
Molecular function (GO): nucleic acid binding; zinc ion binding
Source: RefSeq, a predicted model, not a curated record